Molecule: messenger RNA, 1339 nt
Organism: Ricinus communis (castor bean)
Lineage: Eukaryota; Viridiplantae; Streptophyta; Magnoliopsida; Malpighiales; Euphorbiaceae
Product: protein farnesyltransferase/geranylgeranyltransferase type-1 subunit alpha
Exons: 5
Coding region: 122-1159 (345 amino acids)
Biological process (GO): protein geranylgeranylation; protein farnesylation
Cellular component (GO): CAAX-protein geranylgeranyltransferase complex; protein farnesyltransferase complex; cytoplasm
Molecular function (GO): protein farnesyltransferase activity; CAAX-protein geranylgeranyltransferase activity
Source: RefSeq, a predicted model, not a curated record
AAAAAAGAAAAGAAAAGAAAAGAAACUUAAAUCCCCAUUCUACUUUCAUAUUUAUAGCUUAUACUAAUGAAUACACACUCGAAUAUAGCUCAAUCUUGCUGAUCCAGAGUAGAGCAAAGAGAUGGACUCCGAUGACGACUUGCGGCCGGAAGAGACGGUGCCACUGAGCCAGAGACCGGAGUGGUCAGAUGUAAUUCCAGUACAGCAAGACGAUGGUCCAAACCCAGUUGUUCCCAUCGCAUACAAGCCUGAGUUUGAAGAGACAAUGAACUACUUUCGAGCUAUUUAUCUCUCUGAUGAGCGAUCCCCACGAGCUCUCCAACUUACCCACUUGGUUAUCCUCCUUAAUCCCGGAAAUUACACUGUUUGGCAUUUCAGGCGGUUAGUGCUUGAGGCAUUGAAUGCGGAGUUGUAUGAAGAGCUUGAUUAUAUUGAACGAGUUGCUAAGAAAAAUACCAAAAAUUAUCAGAUAUGGCAUCAUAGGCGGUGGGUUGCUGAGAAAUUAGGGACUGAUGCUGCAGCUAAGGAACUUCAGUUUACCAGGAAGAUUCUUUCCCUUGAUGCUAAAAAUUAUCAUGCCUGGUCCCACCGACAAGUUUGUUCUUCCUCUAUUAUCCCCUAUAUGUGGAAUUGGGUACUGCAGGCUCUGGGAGGAUGGGAAGAUGAACUUGAUUAUUGUCGGCAGCUCCUUGAGCAUGAUGUUUUUAACAACUCUGCUUGGAAUCAGAGAUAUUUUAUUAUAACUAGAUCUCCCUUAUUGGGAGGCCUGAAGGCCGUGAGAGAGUCUGAAAUGAAGUUCACAGUUGAGGCCAUUUUAGCUAACCCUGAGAAUGAGAGCCCAUGGCGAUAUCUUCGAGGCCUUUACCAAGGUGACACGCAAUCUUGGAUUAAUGAUCCUCAAGUCUCUUCUGUAUGCCUCAAGGUUUUGAGUGCCAAAACCAACCAUAUAUUUGCUCUUAGCAUGCUUUUGGAUCUCCUCUGCCAUGGUUUUCAAGCAAACCAAGAGAUAAGAGACUCAGUUGAUGCAUUGAGGACAUCAAACUGUGAUCCACCAGAACCAGACUUGGCAAAGGCUGUAUGUUCUCUGUUGGAGCAUGUGGAUCCAAUGAGAGCUAACUAUUGGAUCUGGCGAAAGAGUAAGCUGCCUGUGUUGGCCUAAUUGAUUACUCAAUUGAGCAUUAUCUGUGGCUGAAUGGUUUCUAACACAUAAUUCCUGUAAUUUGUAUUAGUAUGAAACCCCAAUUUAGUUUCUCUUUGUUAAGGAUCUGCAUUCAGUCCUGUCAAAUUCACUGUAGAACAUGAUAUUUUGAGAUUGAGUAAACCUCCAUACCGAUAUCAA